Blastomyces dermatitidis ER-3 is the source of this 1658-nucleotide messenger RNA. RefSeq lists its product as uncharacterized. The coding region runs from base 14 to 511 and encodes 165 amino acids. Lineage: Eukaryota; Fungi; Ascomycota; Eurotiomycetes; Onygenales; Ajellomycetaceae. The transcript is spliced from 3 exons. The record is from RefSeq and is a predicted model, not a curated record.
AGUAUAUCCUUGUAUGUAUAGUAUAUGUGUACCUUCCGCAGGAAGGUUUAGCCAAACAGUCUAUCACUGUUGUCUUGGACUAGGGAGGACUCGGUUUCCGGCGAUGGUUUCUUGUGCCAGCUACUAUUUUGAGCCACCUCUGAAAUUGCUUGGUGGAGAGUCUGCCAGUGGCCACCUUGCUAUGGUUACUGCUCAGCGCCUCCUUAGCCACAAGGAUCCAAAGUUCUCCCAAUUCAAACUCAAAGGGCUGGCUCUUCAUUUCGGCGUUUUCGACGUCUCAUGGACUCCUUCUAUGUUCAAUUUGAAACAAGAUCCUCCCCUCGUCAUCGGCCUUCAAUUCAUGGAUAAAUGCAGGGAAGCCAGUUCCCUGAUCCCGUCACAAACUUCAAAGACCCUUCCAUUUCCCCUCUCUACUUCAAUUUCUUUGACCUACCAGCCAAGACAAAGCAACCUCCGACCUUCUUCACCUAUGGAACAGAAGAUGUACUCUUCGACGACACGAUCUUCAUGAGCGCCAAAUGUCAGAUGGCUGGUGGGGAAGCCAUCGUCAAAAUCGCCCCCCGGCGCGCCGCAUGGUUAUUUCGAUAUGCCAAAGGGGAUGUACCCCGGCACAGAAGAAGUAAGGAAGGAGAUGUAUCAAUUUUUUAUGGAGAGGAUGUGAGUUAGUCACUUAACAGGGCCACAAAAUUAUUCCGCUGUAGGGAGGGAUGUGUUUUGCCUGCCAGAGUGAGAUUUAAUAUCAAGGCAAAAUAGAGAACUAAAAAAAUCCGAUGAGAUAUAACCCUUUUAUGCCCACAGACGUGUGGUUGUGUGAACUUUACAUCCAAGUACGGCAAGUUGAUUCUUCAGUCCGAUUCUAGAAUGCAAGCCUGCAACAGAUUUAUGCCGCAUUGAUUUAUUGAGGAGAUACAUGCCCAACCCAUUGAACUUCCUUAGAAGAGAAAAAUGACACUAGAGAAUAACGGUACUAAAUAAACGUCAAUUCCCCAAUUCCCCAAUUCCCAUCCCAAUUCCUUUUCCCAUUCCCGCUAGAAAGAUGCAACCGCCCACACGCAUGCACAUGGGCCAGGAAAAAAAAAAAAAACCACAAAAGGAGAUUUCAUGUAGAGCAUCAAGGCACAAAGAAGAAUAACCUGAACUUGGGCUAAUUCCGAGGAAAUAAUAAUACACAAGGGUGGGGUAGUAAUGAAAAGGACAAAAAGAAGAAAAAGACAAAGAAACAUGAAAAGGGAAAACAACAAAAGGAAAAACAACAAAAGGAAAAAGAAAGGACAUAUAGGAGAGCGUGAGAAAAGUUAAGGGCAAUGUUCCGGAUGGCGCUCUUUAUCAUCCGGCCGGGUACAUGAGUGCUGUCUCUAUGAUGUAGGAUUGAAAGAUAAACCGAUAGUCUUCCUGGGCCAUUUUAUUGGGUAUCGAAGUUCUUCUAUCAAAUUCAUCGCGAUGUAGCCCGGUAGAGUUUGGCAGAGUUGUUGAAUUUCAGUUGACAUGUGAAGUAUAUCUAGAGAGCUAUACUGGACAAGGACAGAGGAGGGGAUGGAGAUUUAGCGUGAGGAAAGGAAAAAGGAACAAGAAAAUAGUUGCGAUAGAAAACACAGUGAAAAGCUACAAAACAAAUGUUUAUUGCUGACGGCAGCCUGACGUACUGGUUUUAGAUUGAG